UUUUUUCAUUCAUUCUUUAAUAUAAUCAAAAUUAUUUAAUAAAGAUCAAAUCCAAUGACGACGACGAGGAGAAAGAGCAAUAGAUUUUACGUAAAGGAAUCGAUCGUACCGUUUGAAGAAGACGCAUUUCAUGAAUUUAAAGGACACAGGAAUUUAAGUGCAGAAGAAGUACCACACUGGUGUUUGAUCCCGGGAACUGGAAGAGCUUCCAGGAAGGCUGUUUCCAGGAAUAUAAAUGGAUUUUUGAACACUGGUAAAGGAGGAACGAUCUACCUUGGAAUCAUAGAUGAAGGAAAGGUCAAAGGAAUCACACUAAAUCAAUACCAGAAAGACCAUGUAAUAGUAUCGAUGAAAGACCUCAUGAAUAGGUAUACUCCACAAGUGUCUGAGGAUAGAUAUAAGAUUGAAAUUAUUCCUGUGAUUCAAAAGACUGACUUGUGGAAGGAUGUUACAUCGCAGGCCAAGGAGAAAAGUCAAAGUAUUGAUGCCAAUAGACUAAAGCCUCAUCUACUGAGAACAUCCGAGUACUGUUGGUGUGAUAGAGCUGCUCUUGAAGAUUUUUCUAAGGGCAUUAUAUCAAGUGAUUAUAUCAUAGAAAUCACUAUAUUUCCCUACCCUUAUCCAGCACUAACCAUGGAAGAUGGUAGCUACAACAUCAAUUUACAUCCAGUCUACUUAGAUGAGGAGGGAAACUGCUAUUUUAGGCGUCAAGCAAGCUUGGUUAAGUACACAACACAGGAGGUUGUGGACUUAACAAUACAUGAGAUACAAGGCCACUUCAUGCCUAUAGUAGAAAGCCUAAAGCAUGAAGUUGAUAGUUUAAAAGAAAUGUUAUAAUCAUAAUAUAUAUAUUUAUUAGUAGUAUUAUAAGAAAUAUUGUAAAAUAUUAGCAUCAAAUCAUGAACUAUAUUUUUAUCUUGAUUUUGAAACUGCAAAGAUUU
Actinia tenebrosa (Australian red waratah sea anemone) is the source of this 941-nucleotide messenger RNA. RefSeq names its product schlafen-like protein 2. The record is from RefSeq and is a predicted model, not a curated record. NCBI's taxonomy places the organism in Eukaryota, Metazoa, Cnidaria, Anthozoa, Actiniaria, Actiniidae.